Messenger RNA from Sinocyclocheilus rhinocerous, 2625 nucleotides. Its product is annotated as leucine-rich repeat-containing protein 38-like. The record is from RefSeq and is a predicted model, not a curated record. Gene Ontology annotation, cellular component: voltage-gated potassium channel complex. Gene Ontology annotation, molecular function: voltage-gated potassium channel activity; transmembrane transporter binding; potassium channel activator activity. The transcript has 3 exons. Bases 1057 to 1929 code for a protein of 290 amino acids. Lineage: Eukaryota; Metazoa; Chordata; Actinopteri; Cypriniformes; Cyprinidae.
AAGGUCAAGGUUACAAUAUGACCUAUGGGAGUAUUGUGUAAUUCCAUUGGGCUGUGCCAUGCUAUUCUCCAGCGCAUGUGAUGUAAGAGGAAAGCUGUCUGUGGUCACAGAAUGUGUUCUAUCUGCCUGGAGAUUUACAGCAGCACAGGAGUAAACAUGAAUUCAGAACACAGAGCGACAAAAAUAAACAACAGCUGGCAAAGCGAUGAGUAAUGACCGGUUUCAUGGGCACACUGGAGAAGAGGGCAGUAAUCUGUAUGCACACAGCCCCAUGUUAAUCGUCACAUCCAUCACCAUGGCAAUGGAGCCAGAAUAUAAAAUCAUGCACUACACCGACUGAAUCGGAGGACAGCAGAAAAGAAGCCAAAUGUGAUUAAAUGUGAAAACCAUUGCCAACAUAUCAUUAGCCAUUUAUUCAGGAUGGAAGAAGACUUGCAACCACAGCCUUGAGUCAAAUGUGCUAUGGGCACUACGGUUCAGCUGGCACACAAUCAAGAGCAGAAGCAUAUGGACCAAGACACGGAUCAGCACAUAGUGUACGUUUGAAUUAAAGAAUCAGAAUUCCCUUUCGACUGUGGGUAAACCAAGUGGGCUACACCUCCCCUUCCGUCAUCACGCUCCCCUCCCCUCUCCAUGCCUCCAGCGCUUCCCAGUCUCUGGUUCACUCGUCUCUGUUUACCUCUCUGCUAAUCCCUUGCAUUGCGUGGUCUCUCUCUCUUCCCUACAUUCUCUCGAUCGCUGUCUCUCCUCCCCUUUCAUGCUCAGAGCCAGAGGGCUGCCACACGACCCACUCUGCCUGCUAUAUGAUCUCGUGGAAAACAGAGCUCCGUGUCUUUGUAGCCGCUUGCUACUGCUCGAGCCUUUGUAGAUUGCAAUCUAGGAGACAAGGAAAGAUGCCUUCACGACAACCCUGACUCCUGUCAUCUCCAGAUGCACCCCUGUCCCCUUUCCUAGUAUCUCGCCCCCUGUCCCUUUACCCCAUCCCCUCUCCUCUACUCUCCAAACCUCCCUCUCUUAAUCCCCCCAAUCUCCCCUUCACCUCGCACCCUCUUGACAAUGUUCUCAUGUGUUCGCUGGUUUCAGCCUUUCCUUGCCUUGCUAUCCUCUACCUUGUUAACUUGGGGGUACAACUGCCCAUCCAGCUGCUUGUGUCCAGACCAUCACACCGUGGACUGCACAAGUCAAGGGCUCACCCGUCUUCCAGACUCCAUCCCUUUGGACGUACGGAGACUACUUCUGUCUAACAACUGGAUUCCCUGGAUCCCUUCUGAUUUCCUGGUUCUCUACAGUGAUUUGGUCUACCUGGAUCUGAGGAAUAACUCCCUAACAAAGCUGGAGCCUGGGACUCUGAGUACAUCCUCCAGACUGGUCUAUCUGGACCUGGGGAGCAACAACUUGACUGAGAUCCCCUCGGGAACUUUCGGGGAGUCCCGCAGUCUGAUCAAGCUACGACUCGGGAACAAUCCUUAUUUGAAUAUGGUCAGCAAGGACGCCUUUGCGGGCCUCACCUCCUUACGAGAGCUCGAGCUAGAGAGGAAUGCCCUCUCUGGCCUGGACAUCGGGGUGUUGAGCCAGUUGCCUUCUUUGCGGGUGAUACGCCUGGAAGGGAACCCCUGGGUGUGCAAUUGCAACUUUGCCAAACUCUUUCUGUGGCUAUUGGAGAAUCGUCACAAGCUCCCAUCUGGGUUAGAGGGUAUGGAGUGCUCUCUUCCAGGGGACGGGCGGCAAGUGUCCCUCAGUGUGCUUUCUGAGGACAGUUUCCGUGAGUGUCUGGGAUUGCUGACUCUCUCUGAUUAUCUCAUAGUCAUUUUCUCUGGAAUUUGUAUUUCAGUGGCAGCCAUUAUUGCCAGUUUCUUUCUGGCCUCCACUAUCCACUGUUUCCAGCGGCUCAAAUCCAAAAGGACAGAUGAAGAGGAGGCAGAGGACUGAGGGGACUAAUUGGACAGAAUGGAGAUUACAAAUUUCCCAUAAUGCACCACACAGUGGAAGCCAAGGGAUUGGAUAAAGAGGUGAAAAACCUUAUUUCCAUGACAAAAGAACCCUGAAUUAGGCCCCUGUGUGACUAAGGUGAGGCUGCUAGAGCCGUCUCACAUCUCACAACCUUCAUCUGUGAUUCUUGAAUGGAGCAUCAUGUUUUUAUACUUGAACACCAAUGAUUGAAUUGAGCCUUAAGACUAAAACUGUUCCUGAAAACGCAGUUUAUGAAUCCACUGUUUAAUGCCCCUGUAUUCAAAAUUGAUCAGCAUUAUAUUUUGACAUCAAAUAGCAACAAUGGUCUUUUUAUGGAAAUGUGAGUUAGUUAGUAUUUUCUACAUGAGUUAUUUUUGGUAUUGUGUACAUGAAUCUUGCUCAGUUUUAGUAAGGUUUAGCUACUUGCACUUUAAAGUACAGAUGACAUUGCACACAAUCCCAGUGAGCCAGACUGUAAGCCACUUUUCAUAAAUCAUAAUGCCACUUAUCACCAAAGAAUAAAUGAGCAUAUAUUGUGACAUACAUGUUUUUCAUGUAAAGGGUUCAAAACACCAAUCAAUUCGGUUUUAUUACAAAUAACACAAGACAUGUUUGGUUAUUGACGACUUCAUAAAUGUCAUGCAUACUCUGAAUAUGCUUGUUGUAGUUACAGAU